Eutrema salsugineum is the source of this 521-nucleotide messenger RNA. RefSeq names its product cytochrome c oxidase assembly factor 5. The coding region runs from base 97 to 312 and encodes 71 amino acids. The record is from RefSeq and is a predicted model, not a curated record. NCBI's taxonomy places the organism in Eukaryota, Viridiplantae, Streptophyta, Magnoliopsida, Brassicales, Brassicaceae. Gene Ontology annotation, cellular component: mitochondrion. Gene Ontology annotation, biological process: mitochondrial respiratory chain complex IV assembly. The transcript is spliced from 4 exons.
AUUCCGCAAAGCCAAACUGAAGAAAAACCAAAACCUUUUGGGGGUUCAUCUACGACGUUGAUCCGUUUCUUACUCUCCGUCGCCGGAACAGUUGAAAUGGCGAAGUCUUGUAAGGGUCUUGCUGAGGAGCUUGUCAAGUGUCUCAGUGAAUCGAUCUGUGUCAAGGACGAGAAACGGUCAAUUAGGGACUGUGCUGGUGAAAAAAGCCCAUGUAUACCGAGCGAGUGUGUUGGCCUAAGGGAAACCUACUUCAAUUGUAAAAGAGGACAGGUAGACAUGAGAGCCAGAAUUCGAGGAAACAAAGGCUACUAACAGAAGAGAAAAAUAUUGGACACUGCGCACCUGCUUGUUCGAUAUCACAUUUUUUACUUUGUUAUUUUGUGUUCUUUCUUAUCAAAGGCUACUAACAGAAGAUAUAAUAUUGGAAACUGAGCACCUGCUUGUUCGAUAUCACAUUUUCACUCUCUUAUUUUUGAUCAAUUCCUUUGUCAUGUCAAUAUCAAGUUAUGCUUGUUCCUUUA